AUGUCUACCGAAGCUACCAUCAAUACCACAACGGGCAACCGCCCAGUGGACCCUUUUACAGCUCAGAGCUCCGAAGACCCACCUCUACCCCAGAAAAUUGAGGAUCUCGUGGAUUUCAUCUCCGAGGUAAAAUUUGGCAUGUUGACGACCAAGCAAUCCGAUGGUCCAUUUUUGACUUCGCGCAGCAUGGCUCUCGCCGCUAAGGAAAACGGUGGCGUUGACCUUAUCUUCCACACAAACCUAUUCUCGGGCAAAGUAAUGGAUCUAAACGCGCACCCACAAGAAACAAACAUGUCCUUCUUAGAUCCGAUCAAUGGAGCCUGGGCCUCGAUUUCAGGCACAGCAUCUGUAAUUGCUGAUCCGGCUAUCGUGCAGAAGCAUUACUCACCAACGCUGAAAGCCUGGAUCGGGGAUUUGGGCGACGGCGUACACGACGGUGGCCCUACCGAUCCACGAAUUGGCGUGAUCAAACUGGAAGCGAAGCUUGCAACUCAUAAUGUCGUGCGGAAGGGACUUAUUGGUAGGGCUGUUGAGACGGUCAAGGGUGCUGUGCAGGGUAAUGUGCCCGCCAUCAAUGGAAUCCGAGAACUGAGUUUGGAGGAACUGGCUGAGUGGCGCCGUACUCAUCAGAAGAACUAA
This is a messenger RNA of Penicillium taxi, 639 nucleotides long. Its product is annotated as blue light-inducible protein Bli-3. The transcript has 3 exons. The coding region runs from base 1 to 639 and encodes 212 amino acids. The record is from RefSeq and is a predicted model, not a curated record. Lineage: Eukaryota; Fungi; Ascomycota; Eurotiomycetes; Eurotiales; Aspergillaceae.